ACCCUAAUUUGAAUGAUAUUAGGAUAUGUCUUGAGUUACAUGGAUUUUUGAUAUUUGAGAUUUUAUUGCUAUUGCCGGAUAAAAGUGUGGAGGCGGUAAGGUGUAGACAGUCUUCAAUUAGGCCUAACAAACAUUUGAACAUGACUAAGUAUAAAUCUUUGGAACAGGUUGCUGAACUUCUUGCACCUGAUCUGGCGACUUCCAGUCUCAUUGUUGGAAUUGAUUUCUCAAUUAGCAACACAUGCCAUCAUUCCUUAAACGGAAGGAGCCUGCAUCAAAUUGGAGAUGCUCAAAAUCCCUAUGAACAAGUUCUCCGGCUUACUGAAAAAACCUUGGCUCCUUGUAUGAAGGAUAAGCUAGUUCACUGCUUUGGAUUUGGAGAUGCAUCUACACAAGAUCAAGACGUCUUCAGCUUUCGUGAAGACAAGUUACCAUGUAAUGGACUUUUAGAAGUAUUAACAAGAUAUAGAGCCAUUGCAUCGAAUCUGAAACUGGCAGGACCAACAUCAUAUGUUGCAAUCGUAGAAAUGGCCAUGGCUAUUGUUGGUAAAAGUGGCGGCAAACAUCAUGUUUUGUUGAUAAUUGGCGAUUCGCAGGUUACAAGGUAUUCCGGUACUGAUUCCGACAAACUAGGCUGGUUUGAGCAAAAGACUGUCGAUGCAAUUGCUCAAGCAAGGGAGUAUUCGUUGUCAAUUAUUUUAGUUGGGGAUGAACCACCACCAUCCAUGAUGUUCAGUUUUCGUCAGAUUAGCUCUCUUCGUGCUUAUGAUAAUUUCAAGUUUGUGAAUUUUACAGGAAUUAUGUCAAAAGAUGUUCAUUUGUCCAGAAAAGAGAUUGAGUUCGCUCUUGCAGCUUUCAUGGAAAUCUCCAAGCAUAAAAACACUUGCAAACGGAAAUUGGGCUUUUUGUACAAGGAAGUAGGCUCAGAAAGAGUUCCUCUUCUUCCACCUGUUCACAAUUCAGCUCCCAUUCUCUCAAAAUCUUUCUUUUCAGAUAUACUACGUAGAGAAAAUACGAUACAUGAUGAGAGUGGUCCCUGGUUUGAUCGAUUAGAACAUGAAAGUCCAAUGAUUGGCGGUUAUACAGGUGUAAUUCACAUUGGCAAUUUUCCAGUGCCGUCAAGUUUUGAAGCACUUUAUAAGAAGAUUUGGUUAAAGCAUGGGCAUCUAGCAACCCGCAAUAUCAUCAAAACAUCAACCCUGACCUUAGCGACUAUAGUCGCAGAAUUAUUGAAGUCUAUCGCUGCCAUGGAAAGUGUGAAGAGGGACAAACUAUCUGCUUCUCUUCUUGGCAAGUGGGAUAGGCAGAUUGAAGAUACUGAAGCGCUUCAAUUUAACGUGCAAUGGCUUAGGAGGCAUUUUGAAAUGGUUAAGAAGAGCUGGGAGGCUGCGUCAUUGUUGAGGAACUCUCAGUUAACUUGAGAGAAGGAAAAGGCUGCUGCUUUAGAAAAAAGGUCAGCUGCAUAUGCAAAACGUGAUGCUCUCAAGGCACAACUUUUAGAGGUAGAGAAGGAAGUGGAGCAAGCGACAUCCGAAAUAAAUCAGCAUGAAAGAGCUAUUUUAGAAGAUGCCAUGACAAGAGAGCGAUAUGCUUUCUUUCUUCGAAAGUCUUUCCUAGAGGAUGCCUUAUAAUUAAUCUUCAAAGUUGGUUGUUUUACCUUAACAAUACCUAUCCUUAAAUAGGAGUAGUACUUCAGAACAUUCAUCUUCUGGUCCGCUUUUGUUCAUGAGGGGCUUAUGCAUUUAACUGACUUUAAUCUCUAUUUUGUGCAUGUUCCAAUAUCAACUUUUACUUGAGGUGUAA
Papaver somniferum (opium poppy) is the source of this 1803-nucleotide messenger RNA. Its product is annotated as E3 ubiquitin-protein ligase RGLG2-like. Lineage: Eukaryota; Viridiplantae; Streptophyta; Magnoliopsida; Ranunculales; Papaveraceae. Bases 141 to 1421 code for a protein of 426 amino acids. The record is from RefSeq and is a predicted model, not a curated record. The transcript is spliced from 10 exons.